This is a messenger RNA of Daldinia caldariorum, 1107 nucleotides long. RefSeq lists its product as uncharacterized. NCBI's taxonomy places the organism in Eukaryota, Fungi, Ascomycota, Sordariomycetes, Xylariales, Hypoxylaceae. The record is from RefSeq and is a predicted model, not a curated record. Bases 1 to 1107 code for a protein of 368 amino acids. The transcript has 2 exons.
AUGCGUCACUCCACCAUUGCCGCUUCAGCCAUCGCCUCAUUCGCAUUCCUCCAGUGCAUCCUAGCGCCGAUCCCCCUAAUGGUGAUCGGCCUCUCGGCCGCCACGGCCGAAGCCGUGACGGGCGCCGCAGCCGGGCCGGGUUCCUGCACGCGACGAAGCUGGCGCAGGAGCUCUCGGAGCAGCUCAACCUGCCCGAGGACUAUCCCGCCGCCGCCGCCUACCGCCCCGGAGGGCGUCCCGCAGUUCAACGUCGACGCGUGCUACCGCGACGCGCUGAACGCGACCGUCACCAUGACGGGCCCCGUCGGCGAGAACCACAUCCGGGUCGAGGGGCUGCCGCAGACGUGCAUGGUCCUGAGCAUGAUUCUGGGCGGCACGCCGCACGGCCCGCAGCCGGUUCCCUGCGGGAACGCUUGCAUCGAGUUCGCGGGGAUGACGGUGGAUGGCAUCUGGGUUCUGCUCGUCUUUCAUCUAGUAAAUUACGACAUCGACGACCCUGACGGUGACAUGGACGUAUCUAGAAAGGACGGACAGUCACUCAUUGCCAGGUUUGUGAGACUUUACGAUGUCGUUCACGAAGGUAGGAUUGAAAGGCGACAGAAAAUACUAGAGCGGCUCCCAGUCAUAUUGAAAGAAGGCGAUAUCGAUUGCGUAGACGUCCCCGGACGGUGGCCGGUGUUCAUGUCCCAGGACAAGAUUCCCAUGUUGCAUAACCGCAGCCACGAGUCGGGUGUGUUUAUCCACAUGAUUGUCGAGCACUUGUUUGAAAGACUUGAGGGUAUUAUUCAAGACAAGAAGAACCCUGCCCGCGGGACGAUCCGGAGAAGACUCCAUAACCUCUAUGAGAAUCGGUUAUGGGCAGCUAUCCGUUUGCCUAUGAAUGCAGGUAUAUUGCACAGGGCUCGCGGUCGCAUGAUUGGGAACAUCAUGACUGGAAUGAGCGUGACCAACCAAUGGCAAGCAACAGCGGCUAUCGAGGUCCCGUUUUAUACCAUACGUGCGUCAAAUGGUUUAACGUCGGCCCUGGAUGGGCUUAACUUAGCUGACGAUGGGCAGAGUGGUGAGAAUGAAGGCAGCGUGUCCAACAAAUCAAAUCAAAUCAAAUAA